Messenger RNA from Penicillium coprophilum, 555 nucleotides. RefSeq lists its product as uncharacterized. The coding region runs from base 1 to 555 and encodes 184 amino acids. The record is from RefSeq and is a predicted model, not a curated record. Lineage: Eukaryota; Fungi; Ascomycota; Eurotiomycetes; Eurotiales; Aspergillaceae. The transcript has a single exon.
AUGUCCGAGCCCACCUCUCGUACCGAGAUAAGACAACAAUCCGCAGAGAUCAGAAAGAAACAAGCCAAGAGCCUUGCAGGACUCCCUCCAAGUACUCUCCACAUUACCCUCUACAUCCGCUCCGAUCCACCUCUCCCAAACGACUUCCAUUGGGCCUUCUACCUCCACAAAGGCACCAGUUCCACGCCAGGAGGAACCAAGUACCAUGCGCGAGGCAUCGGUGGUGGGUGGAUUGCCGCACACGAGGCUACAGCGGGGAUCUUCACAGAGAAUUUCUUAUGUGUGAUAAUUCAGAUCGCGACAAUUCGUCCAACCGCUCACGAGCGUGUAGAUGAGAUUAUGAGAAGCUGGGAUGAGUCCCUCAAUUCGAUUCCAGGGAUUACGUGUCGUGUGUGGAUAUUAACUGUGUUGCGGAGACUUGUUGACGAAGGGUUUGUCCACUGUGAUAUCGGGGAAUUGGAGAAGGAUUGUUUGGAGUUUGGGAAUGGGCACAGUGCAACGGCUAGUGCGAAUAAGCAGCCUCGUCCGGUUGCCAGGUCGCGGGUUUCCUCUUGA